AUUAGACACAAAGGUGUACGAUAGUUUUCAAGAUAAAAACCGGGAACCAGACAGUGCAUGCACGACAACAACAUACAUGUCGAACGAAACAGUUUCAGAUGUCUGUUACUGUUCCACUAAGGAACAUCCCCCAAUACCAGAACCGAUCAGUAGCGAGGAUAAAGCUAAACAGCUGGAACAAGAACUCGCCAUUAACCCAACAAACACAAGCGCUGCUUUACGCAAACUCACCAGUGCAGAGGACAACAGACCGAGUGCAGUUGGAGUGGGUUAUCUUGGUGUUGGAUUACUGACAGCGGUGUUUGGUGGCCUUUUCUUACUCGACUUAAAUGUGAUUCUGGCGGGAAUCAAAGAUUUAUUCUGUACAUCAGCAGACGUUCAGAACUCCGUAGCUGUGGAGGAGACAGACUGCUAGACACAAGCUUUCAGUUUCACACGGCUGUUCUGACAGAUCAGUUUUACAUCAUUUUUGUCCAUUUUGCAGCAUCAUUACCACCAAAAACCAGUUACAUCAGCCGUAACAAACAAUACGCAGUUUUGUUUUUAAAAUUGAAAAUAUAUAUAUAUAAAAGUGGUUA
Molecule: messenger RNA, 578 nt
Organism: Mercenaria mercenaria
Lineage: Eukaryota; Metazoa; Mollusca; Bivalvia; Venerida; Veneridae
Exons: 3
Coding region: 77-415 (112 amino acids)
Source: RefSeq, a predicted model, not a curated record